Molecule: messenger RNA, 1752 nt
Organism: Penicillium mononematosum
Lineage: Eukaryota; Fungi; Ascomycota; Eurotiomycetes; Eurotiales; Aspergillaceae
Gene: fmpF
Product: phenol 2-monooxygenase fsqG
Exons: 7
Coding region: 1-1752 (583 amino acids)
Molecular function (GO): FAD binding
Source: RefSeq, a predicted model, not a curated record
AUGUCCAACAUGGUAGACAAGGUCGAUGUUCUCAUCAUUGGUGCAGGUCCGGCAGGGCUGACAGCAGCAAACUGUUUCAAUGGUAGUGGUUUGCGUGUGCGAGUCAUCGAUAAAAAGUCCGGAACUGUGCAGACUGGGAAAGCAGAUGGACUGAAAAGUAUCUCUCUGGAAGUCUUGGAUACAUUUGGGAUUGGUGAUGUUAUCCGCAAUGAGUCUCAUCGAGUAGAAGAGGUGGUUCUCUGGGAGCCUGACGGUCAAGAGGGAGUCAGGCGGUCCAUGACUAUACCAGACCGAGUCCCAGAAUUGGGGAAGCCCAGGGAGAUGACAUUGGAUCAAGGUCGAAUUGAGCACCAUAUGGUAGAAAACCUCAUUCGCAACGGAAACGUGGGAAUUUCCUGGGAGACGCAGCCGGUCGACCUGCAGAUCAACCGCCAAUCGAUUGGAGACCCGCUUGCAUCUCCAGUCACUGUGCUGGUCAGAAAGAACGAACAAACAGAAACCAUUCAGGCUCGCUAUGUGGUUGCUUGUGACGGGGCUCGCAGCUGGACUAGGAAACAUCUUAACAUCCCCCUGACUGGGGAUAUCACAGAUUCAACAUGGGGGGUCAUGGAUGCCGUACCGAAGACCAACUUCCCCGAUAUCCGCAAGGUAUGUGUGGUUCAUUCGGCGAAGGGCACAGUCAUGGCGGUCCCACGCGAGAAAAAGCUAGUCCGGUUCUAUAUAGCGAUGGAUGGAACUGGUCUCGAUGUUGCAGCUGCGUUGAACAAAUCUACCUUGACCGUCGACCAUGUAGUGGAUGCUGCGCGCUCCAUUUUCCAUCCAUAUACCUUCGAGGUGGGCGAGGUGGCCUGGUGGUCUGCCUACCAGGUUGGCCAGCGCGUCGCAGACGAAUUCUCCAGAGAUGAUCGUGUCUUUCUCGCUGGUGAUGCAGUUCAUACACAUUCCCCCAAAGCAGGCCAGGGAAUGAAUACCAGCAUCCAAGAUGCUUACAACAUCGGAUGGAAACUACGUUUCCAUCUCGAGCAGUCUUGUUCAAGAUCUCUCCUGACGACCUAUGAACAGGAAAGAAGACCUAUCGCACAACAGCUGAUUAACUUCGAUCGCGAAUACCUCGAGUUAUUUGCCAAUCCGAAUCUGGACUUCGAUGGUUUCUUGGCCGCGAAUUCAAUAUUGUCCUUCUUCGAUCGUACAACCACCUGUGGUGGGGAGGCAGGCGUCGUGGCCAAGGCUCUCUCACCCGGGAUGCGACUGCCCGAUUUCCAGAUGGUGAAUCAGGCUGACGGAGUGCCAACCACCCUCUAUCAUCGACUCGUGAUGAACGGACGAUUCCGAAUUCUGGUUUUUGCGGGAGACAUUUCGAAAAAGCAUAUAUUCCAGAGAUUGUUGAAGUUCGGGCAGUGGUUGACGGGUUUCAUGCGAAUGCAUCAAAGCGCCGAGGCUAUCACUAUUCACUCGGCUAAACGAGCCAGCAUCGAACUUAUGAACUUGCCUGAGGUAUUCCAUCCUUGGGACGAUCAGGAUGGCUGGGACUACUGGAGAGUUUAUACCGAUGAUGAGAGUUAUCACGAUGGCCACGGAGAGGUCUAUGAGCGUUGCGGAAUUGAUCGAGAUGUGGGCUGUGUGGUAGUAAUCCGCCCGGAUGGCUAUUGUAGCCUCCUCUGUAAGAUGGAUCAGACAAACCAGAUCACGGACUUGUUCGACGGCCUUCACUCCAUGGAUUCGGGGAGGGUCACUCGCACUGCCAGACUCUAA